Messenger RNA from Leishmania braziliensis MHOM/BR/75/M2904, 2163 nucleotides. Its product is annotated as putative tubulin tyrosine ligase. Gene Ontology annotation, cellular component: cilium. The transcript has a single exon. Gene Ontology annotation, biological process: protein polyglutamylation; microtubule cytoskeleton organization. Gene Ontology annotation, molecular function: tubulin-glutamic acid ligase activity; tubulin binding. NCBI's taxonomy places the organism in Eukaryota, Euglenozoa, Kinetoplastea, Trypanosomatida, Trypanosomatidae. The coding region runs from base 1 to 2163 and encodes 720 amino acids. The record is from RefSeq and is a predicted model, not a curated record.
AUGAGCGCGUCGGCAAACGCGUUUCCGGCGCUGCCGGAUACCUUCAAGUUGCCCUCUGUCGCAACCGUGACUCGCAAGCCGGUCCGUGUGGUGCGACAGACACGCGCUUUGCCUGCCAUGGCCCGUGGCUUGGUUGCGCCGGCGCCGUCAUCGACGCCAUCUCUCUAUCCGCAGAGUCUCUGGUGGGACGCACAGCAAGGCAACGAGGACACGGAUAAGAUGACGCGCAAGCGCACCUACUGGGCGAGCGACUACCCUCCUAUUGUCGUGGGCAAGUAUGUGACAGACCCGACAGGAAAGGACUUUUCCGACCCGCGCUACGUGCCCGCAGGGACGGCGGCGCGCUCUCGCUCAUCAUCGCGCACCAUAGUCAAGAGCGACGCAAGCACGGUCGCUCUUAGCCGUGUCGCCAGCUCCGUGACGACGUACUCCAGCUGCACCACAACCUCCUCGACCGUUCAAGGCUCUGAAGAGGACGAAGAGAACGCUGCGAUGCAGAUCGCUGUAAAGCGGAAGCUGCUUACAGUGGUGAUGCCUAUCUACCCCUCCUCCGCUGCGAGCUUUUUCUUCCCGACGUCGUACGUGCAUUCAUCUCGUGACUCGACGGAUUGGCGAGGUCUACCAAAGAAAAUUAACGACGAUCUGCACCCCGACGACCGCACCAAUAUCUCCCUCUCCUUUGUGUCUGUGCGCGAGAACAACCUGAACCGAAUGGGAUUAUACAAGAUUGGCCCCGGCGCUGUCGCCUUCAGCGCUGUCAUCAAGGCCUUUGAGGCGGGCGGACUCAGAUACACGGACUCCAACAAAGACUUCAACAUAUUGUGGGCCAAGCGGGCCACCGUCUACACCCUGUCCUCGCUGAACGCGUACCAGAAGGUGAACCACUUCCCCGGCACGUGGGGUGUGGGGCGAAAGGAUCGGCUGGCCUGCAACAUUCGCCGCAUGCAGCGCUUCUUCAGCGACGACGCCUUCGACAUUGUGCCAAAGUCCUUCCUAAUUCCGCAAGACGAAGCGGAGCUGCGCCGCGAUGCGGAGAUGAACCCCGGCACCCCGGAGAAGCCGCUGAUCUACAUUGUCAAGCCCGGCGCGUCGAGCUGUGGACGAGGGAUCCAUCUGUUCAAGGGCGUGCCCCCCAUGCCGCGGGGGGUGGGCCGCGAAAAGGAGAUGGUGUGCCAGAGGUACAUUGGCAACCCUUUGCUCAUCUAUGGCCGGAAGUUUGACCUACGGCUCUACUGCGUCGUCACCUCGUUCGACCCAUUGCGGAUCUACCUCUUCGAUGAGGGUCUCGUGCGAUUUGCGGCAAAGAAGUACCGAGGACCCGACCAGGACCUCGAUAACAUCCACGUGCACCUUACCAACUACUCCGUUAACAAGACAGCGGAGCUGAGCAAGGAAAGCAACGGUAAGGAUUACGAUAGUGAUGAUCCACUUGACAUCAAGUGGUGCCUCUCCGACUUCAAGCGGCACUUGGCGUCACAUCACCCGCUGGGGCUGGAUGCGUGGUACCGCAUUCAGUCAGAGUGCGAGGAUGUAGUGAUAAAGACAUUCCUCAGUAUUGAACACAGUGUCGUGGAGGAGGUGACUCGCAACUGCGCUGAUUCCAGCGGACGCAACUGCUUCGAGCUGUUUGGGCUGGACUUGAUGGCGGACACCAACCUCAAGGUGCGACUGCUGGAGGUUAACAUCAUGCCAUCGUUGGCGACAGCCAGCUCUCUUGACAAGGCCGUGAAGUCCCGCAUGCUGGCACAUCUAUUGACGCUGGUGCGUGUCAUUCCGUAUCGUCGGGAUAGUCAGCUGGACCCCGACAACGCGGAGGGCACCUACGUACCACGCGGCAUUCAACGGCAGGCAGGGGAGCGCACGUACAAAUUUGGCAAGCAUCCUUUUCCGAGCCUUCGCAUUCUGGAGCGGCCGCUGCUAACCACCUUCAACGACCCGAGAAACGAGGACUCGCUCCUAUCUAAGGCUGAGUUGCUCAUGCUACGCGAGUAUGAGGAGGAGCUGCAGUGUGCCGGCGGCUUUCGAUGUGUCUACCCCGUUGGGCACACCGUUGAGCGAUACCUUCCGUACUUCUCGCAUGGUGUUCGUCGCAGCAACUACCUGCUGGCGUCGGCGGCGGUGAUGAGGUCGAAGCUGCCGCCGCAUCAGCGGCUCUUCGAGUAA